This is a messenger RNA of Prunus armeniaca (apricot), 1200 nucleotides long. The record is from the annotation of a GenBank genome assembly. Lineage: Eukaryota; Viridiplantae; Streptophyta; Magnoliopsida; Rosales; Rosaceae.
AUGCUAUCUCUUUACCCAACUCCCAAUGCCACUCCCCUCAGCUCACCAACCACCUUCUCUCCAUCUUUCUCCCCACCUCGCUCAACCAGGUUCAGAAUGUCGCACGGUUCUCUUCCCCCUCUCCCCGAAAACCGAAUCGUCCUCAGCGUCGGCACGGUGGGCGUCGAUUUCUUGGCCGCCGUGGCCUCUUACCCUAAUCCGGACGACAAAAUCAGAACCACCAGCUUAACGGUUCAAGGAGGUGGAAACGCGGGUAAUGCUUUAACUUGUGCAGCUCGUUUGGGCUUAAGUCCGAGACUGAUUUCCAAGGUUGCAAAUGAUACACAAGGCAGGGGCAUACUGGAGGAGCUACAGGCCGACGGCGUAGAUACUUCUUCUGUUGUGGUUUCCGAGGAGGGUAAUUCACCGUUUACCUACAUUAUUGUUGACAAUGAAACGAAAACUCGCACUUGUAUUCAUACUCCAGGAUAUCCUCCCAUGAUACCAAGCGACCUUUCCCAAACAAGUUUAUCAUCUGCAUUGGAUGGAGCAAGAGUGCUUUAUUUAGAUGGACGAAUACAUGAAACUGCUUUACUUGUUGCACAGGAGGCUGCUCGCAAGAAUGUACCUAUAUUAGUUGAAGGUGAACGGAUAAGAGAAGGGCUGGAUGAUCUUCUAAAACUAGCUGAUUAUGCUAUAUGCUCAGCAAAAUUUCCACAGGCAUGGACAGAAGCAGCAUCCGUUCCAAGUGCUCUUGUUUCGAUUCUUGUGAGAUUGCCAAAGAUCAAAUUUGUGAUUGUGACAUUGGGUGAAGAUGGAUGCAUAAUGCUUGAGAGAAGUGUGGAUGAGGCUCCACAGACAGAAGAAAUGGAUGUUGAUAGCUUGCUAGAAUUGCUGAAGCAGAGAAAAGAUGAUAACAUUGCUAUCCCGACAUGUGUUUCAUCGCCUGUGACAAAAUUGAGAGCCAACGGAGUAGGGACGGUUUGUGGGAGGUUGUUUGUGGGAACAGCUGAGAAAGUACCACCCUCAGAACUUCAAGAUACAACAGGUGCUGGAGAUAGUUUUAUCGGAGCAGUUCUCUAUGCUAUUUGCUCCAACAUGCCGCCAGAGAAAAUGCUGCCAUUUGCUGCUCAAGUGGCAGCUACCUGCUGUAGGGCUUGCGGAGCUCGAACUGGUCUUCCACACCGCACAGAUGCACGCCUGGCAUCAUUUUUAUCUUAA